Lacerta agilis (Sand lizard) is the source of this 1263-nucleotide messenger RNA. Its product is annotated as serine protease 33-like. The transcript has 7 exons. The record is from RefSeq and is a predicted model, not a curated record. Lineage: Eukaryota; Metazoa; Chordata; Lepidosauria; Squamata; Lacertidae. Gene Ontology annotation, biological process: proteolysis. The coding region runs from base 15 to 1100 and encodes 361 amino acids. Gene Ontology annotation, molecular function: serine-type endopeptidase activity.
ACAAAGUCUACAUCAUGGCCACAAAAAGAAUGGGGUUCUUGUUUCUUCUGAUGCUGCCCCUGAUGAACAGGGCAGAUGAAUUGUUUUCAGUCUGUGGUCAACCAGUGUUGUCUGACCGAAUUGUGGGCGGCCAAGCCUCGCAGAUUGGAGCCUGGCCAUGGCAGGUCAGUGUCGGUUGGAGGGGGAGACAUUUUUGCAGUGGGUCCCUCGUGGCACAACAGUGGGUUGUGUCAGCCGCUCACUGCUUUAGUGACUCCAUCCCUUGCUGCAUUAUCAAACCCCAAUGCAUUUUAUUUUUUGUUUCAUUUCUGUUUCUCAGACAGAAUCCUUUCUCAGACAUCACCGUGACCUUGGGAGCAUAUCAGCUUGCAAAUCGAAGCUCCAAAUCCCAGACCGUUCCUGUCGCCCAAGUAAUCCGUAACAUAGCAUUUAAUAGGACUGGGACAAGAGGGGACAUUGCCUUAUUGAGGCUCCAAAGACCCAUGAACUAUACCCCAUACAUCCUCCCUGUGUGUGUGCCAUUUCCUUGGGCUGUGUUCCCUGAGGGCAUGGCGUGCUUUGUGACUGGAUGGGGAAACAUUGGAUUUCAUGGUGAGAGCCUGGUGAGAACAUGGGGUUGGAGUCACCAUGCAGAUAUUUACAGUGCAACAGAACCACUUCCAUCCCCUCAGACACUGCAACAAGUGCAGGUCUCCCUCAUAGAAGUUGACAGAUGCAACGAGAUGUUCAAUGUGCCCCCAACUGGGUCCAAUCCUGUCAUAGACGACAUGAUUUGCGCUGGAUAUAAAGAAGGAGGAAAGGAUGCUUGUCAGGGUGAUUCCGGGGGGCCCUUGGUCUGUGCCCAAAAUGACUCCUGGUUCCUGGUUGGCAUCGUGAGCUGGGGACAAGGCUGUGCACUCCCAUACCGCCCCGGCGUCUACACCAGAGUCACGUCCUAUGGCGAUUGGCUGCAGCGUUACGUUCCCGGCCUGCGGUUUGGAAUUGUGCCCAUUGCUCUGGAGGGGGGAGGGAACCAUUUCGGACUUUUCACCUCCACGCCUCUUGUCACUUCCUCUCUUUCCCUCCUCCUGCCUCUCUUGCAGUGGGAAUUCUUGAGGUGAGGAGUUCCUUGCCAGCUUGCCGCUGUAGAAUCAGUGCUGAAUUUGGGUACACUGUAGGCAGCCCCCAGGUUGUGGGGAACCUUUGGGCCUCAAGAUGUUGCUGAAUUAUGACUCCUGCUGGCCGUACUCACUGUGACUGAUGGGAGUUGUAGUCAAAUGUUUC